Amorphotheca resinae ATCC 22711 is the source of this 1354-nucleotide messenger RNA. RefSeq lists its product as hypothetical. The record is from RefSeq and is a predicted model, not a curated record. Bases 144 to 1205 code for a protein of 353 amino acids. Gene Ontology annotation, cellular component: RNA polymerase III complex. The transcript is spliced from 2 exons. Lineage: Eukaryota; Fungi; Ascomycota; Leotiomycetes; Helotiales; Amorphothecaceae. Gene Ontology annotation, biological process: transcription by RNA polymerase III.
CCGUAUAUCCCACCUCACCGUGAUUUUUGCCUUCGCAGAUUUAACCCGCCGGGUGGCAUCAUAUAUCCGGUUACUCACCUCUCAAUGUCAUACCCACUCCGGUAGCAUAUCUCUGAAGUAUCUGCCAUCCAUUCCCGGCCAACAUGGCGGACAUCCCAGCCUUGAAGACCGCUCUAUACGACUCUUGUUUAGCCUACUCCAAUGAGGAUUACAACCAAGUCUUCAGUCAGGCCACUCUUUUCGGAUUGGGUGUCGUACCUAAUGGCGACCUUAACCUCCUGCUCACGGUCACACAAGGCCUUGUGGACGACAAAUUAUUCAAGGUAGUUCAUUCAGAAGGUUUAGGAUGGAAGCUCCGCUCGCGGGAGGAGGCCAAAAAAUACCGGAGCCUGUCAGCAGAGCAAGAGCUUGUGUACGGCCUCAUCGACGAAGCAGGCGAUGAGGGAAUCUGGUCCAAGACGAUCAAGGCGCGAUCGAACCUCCACGAUGCCGUCUUCCGCUCCGCAAUCAAGCACUUGGAAUCCAAGAGCAUGAUCUCCGAUAUGAAAUCCGUCGAGCAUCCCACGCGGAAGAUGUACAUCAAAUCAAGCAUUCGACCCAGCGAUCGUGCGACCGGAGGUCCUUGGUACACGGAUGGGGAGCUGGACGAAGAGUUCAUCUCGAUGAUGAUGAAUAUCUUGUAUGAAUACAUAAAAAAGAAGACGUUUUAUCACUCCAGUUCCGCCGCAGCCCUGAAGAAGCCGAAGAAGGUGAAGAAAAUCGAUCCACAAGAGGCCAAGGCGCUCAGGGACAAGACUUUGGGGCCGAGGGUCAAAACAGAGGAGGACGAUGAGAGGGCUCUGAGGAAGAGAAAGUAUGAUAGCUUCUUUCCUAUGCCUGCGGGCUAUCAGGCCUACCCCACACUGGACGAACUCACUGCGUUCGUGGAGAAUAGCCGCUACACAACACAAACCCUGUCGGCCAACGAGGUUGAGCAACUGCUGGAGAUCAUGUGCUAUGAUGAUAGGAUUGAGAAGAUAGUUUCGGGACCGGACGGCUUUGCGUAUAGGGCGUUGAGGCCGAGCUUGAAAUCGGAGGAUGAUAGGCAGUCGAAUUUCCUCACCGAGGCACCUUGUGGUCGAUGUCCUGUUUUUGAUCUUUGCGAGGAAGGCGGCCCAGUAGGCCCUAGUAACUGCGAGUAUUUCAAUGACUGGCUGGAGUUAUGAAGGAUGUACAUUCUAUUGACUUUACAUGCAUAGCGUGGUUGGGUUCUGGAGUUUUGGAAGAUACCAUGGGCUGGUUAGUAGUCUUUUAGAUCGGGUUACGAAAUCACAGCAAAGAUUCACGCGGUUGAAUGAUGAUGAAUAGUAGUGUG